Molecule: messenger RNA, 1935 nt
Organism: Prunus armeniaca (apricot)
Lineage: Eukaryota; Viridiplantae; Streptophyta; Magnoliopsida; Rosales; Rosaceae
Source: the annotation of a GenBank genome assembly
AUGGCGGAUUCUCCUCAAUCCAAUCCAACAAGGCACCAAUUGCACACAAGGUUAAUAGCCGAGUCGAUGACAAUUGUCUCUCCUCGGCCCUCAGUUGCGCAUAUCACAGUUCCAGAUUCCAUAGCGGCCAUGAGCAAUACAAGCCCACCUUCAACAAGGCACUCAUCGCCCACAAAAAUAGACCCCAGCAACUUUUCUCUGCUUUCGAUCUUGUUCAGCAAAAGAAAAUCCAUGGCCUUUACUUAUGCAUUCACAUUCGCCUUCAUUGCCUGCACUUUCUUCUUGGUUUUCAACCCUCUUCCUCUGCGCUUCAAGAGCAUCCUGCAUGCCUCCUUCUACUCUUCUCCUCAGAACCCAAAUGCACAUUUGGAGCUUUCCCGGAAAGUUGACCCUUUUGCCCGGAAACCUGAUUCUUCACCACAUUUGGAUGAGAUUGCAAGUUUGAAGGUUGGUGAGGUGAAAAAUGAAAGCUUGAAGGGAAAUAAUAAUGAGGAUGCUCAAUCAUCCAACCCAAUUCUUUCCUUGUUCUCAGAAUCCGCCAAUCAGACUUCCAGCAACACCGAAAUCGAAUUUUCCAGGAAAGUGGAGGGCUCCAAGAAAAGAAAGGACACAAAGGAGCCUAAAGAUUCUAAAGUGCGUUCUCAUUCUUCUUCUGAAGACUCCAAUGGAAAACAUGGUUCGAAAAAGAAAAGUGAUGGUAAAAAGGCCUCGUCUAAGAAGCAAGGCAAACAAACUGAAUUGAAGUCUGAGUUGAUGAAUGCUUGUGACAUAUUUGAUGGAAGUUGGGUGAGAGAUAAUUGGUACCCACUUUAUGCUCCGGGGUCUUGCCCUCUUAUAGAUGAGCCCUUCAAUUGUUUUCUUAACGGUAGGCCUGAUAAUGGCUACGAGAGGUAUAGAUGGCAACCCAAACAUUGCAGUAUCCCAAGGUUGAAUGGUAAGAAGAUGUUGAGACUAUUGACAGGAAAGCGUCUAGUUUUUGUUGGUGAUUCUCUCAACAGGAAUAUGUGGGAGUCUUUGCUUUGUAUUCUUAGAAAUUCAGUGGAUAAUAAGAGCAAAGUUUAUGAAGUCUCUGGUAGGGAAGAAUUUCGUACAGAGGGUUCUUACUCUUUUAUAUUCGAGUCUAAAGUAGUUUCUAUGUAUUUGUUCUUGAAUGGAUCAAAGGAUUAUAAUUGUUCAGUGGAGUUCUUUCAAUCGCGAUUUCUAGUUCAAGAAUGGGAGAUGCCAGAACCAAGUGGAUCAAAAAAGGAAACACUUCGCAUUGAUUUGAUUGAGAGAUCCUCUGAUAACUACCAAAAUGCAGAUGUUCUCAUCUUUAACACAGGUCACUGGUGGACUCAUGAGAAAACUUCCAGUGGGAAGGGUUACUAUCAAGAGGGUAGCCAUGUAUAUGGUGAAUUGAAUGUCGACGAUGCAUUUGAGAAAGCUUUAACGACAUGGGCAAGAUGGGUGGACACCAAUGUAAAUCCUAAGAAAACUGCUGUUUUCUUCCGGGGCUAUUCACCUUCUCACUUUAGAGGUGGAGAAUGGAAUUCUGGAGGGCAUUGUCACGGUGAGACAAAGCCAACUACAAACAUGGAAUCUACGGAAUAUGCAGGUGAAUAUCCAUCGAACAUGAAAAUCUUGGACUCAGUAGUCAAGAAAAUGAAGACGCCAAUCUUCUAUCUGAACAUUACAACAAUGACUGAUUUCCGGAAGGAUGCUCAUCCGUCUAUUUACAGAAAGCCAAAUUUAACCGAGGAGGAGAGAAAACCACCUAUGAUCCAGGAUUGCAGUCACUGGUGCCUCCCUGGUGUUCCUGAUACAUGGAACGAGCUUAUAUAUGCUCAACUCCUUAGACGUAACCAGAAGCAAUAUAAAACAGAAGAAACAACAAAAUCAGAGGACACCAUUUUAGAUAUGAGAGAAAUAAAAUUAAGUAGUAUUUUUUUUUUUUGA